Molecule: messenger RNA, 1986 nt
Organism: Oryza sativa Japonica Group (Japanese rice)
Lineage: Eukaryota; Viridiplantae; Streptophyta; Magnoliopsida; Poales; Poaceae
Source: RefSeq, a predicted model, not a curated record
UUCUCGGCCUUUUGGCUAAGAUCAAGUGUAGUAUCUGUUCUUAUCAGUUUAAUAUCUGAUAUGUGGGCCAUGUGUUCACUUCGAUAUUAAAUUUAUUUUUUGUGGGGGAGGGUCCACCACAGUGGCUUGCCACUGGGGCCCUCGCGUGUCGCCCAGGCGUUGCACUACCGCCCGGGCCUGGCGCACCCCAACCAAAUCAAGUUUAAAUUUUGAUUAUAAGCAAAAUUGAUGGCCCACCUCAACUAAAUUAGAUUCAAACUUUAACCUGAAAGUUGUACUACUAGUAGAUUUGUUGAAAUAAAGGGCUUGUUUGGUACCCCAGGGUCCACUUCCAUCCAGUUCAUCCAGGGUCCACUUCCUCUACCCAGCUCCACUUCCAUCCAGUUUUGGUUGAGCUGUGGAGGUGGAAACUCCAGAAGGGGUGGAGCUAGAGCUGUGUCAAACAGACUCAAAAUAUCGAUAUCGAGAAAACACGCUUAAAAAAAAGAUUUUAGUCGCGACUAAAUGUAAACACAAACCAAAUUAAUCUGAAAUUCCAAAUUAAUACUCCCUCCGUCCCAUAAUAUAAGGGAUUUUAAGUUUUUCUUACAACGUUUGAUCACUCGUCUUAUUCAAAAAAUUAUCAAAUUCUUUCUUAAUAAUCUGCAAUUCGUGUGAAAUAUGUAUAAGAUUUGAAUGCAUGCUAGAGAUUUCAAUUGAAUUGGGAUUAAACACAUCGCUGUCCUUUCAACUCGGACCAUUCAGUACAGGUGGAGUGAAAACCAGCAGCAGUCGUCAUCGAUCUCGAGCGCCACAUGAAAGAUCAUCCAGAUCCAAACAAACCAUCUGCAAAUCGAAGCGGAAUCCGCCGGUGAGCCGCGGCAACCGCAGCCAUGGACGAGAGGCCAGCGCUGCCGCCGCCGCCGUCGGCGCCGCAGUCCCCGCCGUUCUCCGCGCCGGCAUCGCCGUACUCGGCGCUCCACCCGCUGCUCCUCCCCUCCCCUAACCCGCACCUCCUCCUCAAGCCCAAGACGCUGACCCUCUCGCUCUCCUCGUCAUCCCUCGGCUCGAUGCCGUCUUCCUCCCCGCCUGGCCCCGCCGUCACCGACGCCUGGGAGCUCGUGACGCCCACCGCCACCGUCGUCGCCGUGGGCGCUGCCGCCGUGGACGACGGCGGCCUCGACGACUGCGACGUCUUCCCCCCGCGCCUCCACGAGGGGCUCGGCGUCGAGGGGGAGGCGGAGGAGGCUGCGGCGAAGGAAGGGGAGGAAGACGACGGCGAGGAGGAUGAUGAUGAUGAUGAUGAUGAAUUUGGUGAUGGGGAGUGGCUGUGGGGGUGGGGGAGGUGCCGCGCGGCGGCGAGGCGAGCGUGGGCGGCCGGGGUCGGGGCCGUGCGGGAGGGGCUGAUGGUGCACGGGACGUGCGGGUGCCCCGCGGUGAGGCCCGCCGUGUGGUCGGCGGCGGGCGCGGCCGUUGUGGUGGGAGCGCUGCUCUACGCGCGCCGGCGGGACAGGAGGGAGAGGGACCUGCUCGUGCUGCUCUCGCAGGAGAAGGAUAAGAGGAUUGCCCAACUUCUGCAUCAAAUUGCUUUAAUGAGUGACAUGAGAAGUGGAGGGGAAGCAAUUAAAAUUAUCAGGACCCCGUGAUUAUUUUUUCACUGCAGAAGAGGUUUCGUUGCAUUGUCGUACCAAAUGUGUCAUGUAGUUACAGAACAGUGUACACUUUUAAGUCUGGAGGAUCAUCACUUGUAGCUUGAUAAUAGUUUAGCUGCAUCGCAUAGGCCUGAUGUUUACACGGUUAGACAGCAAAACCUCCUACUAGACAAACUGACCUUAAGGGUUCAAUAUGUAUGUUAUGUAUAUAGUUCGUAGAUAAUUUAUUAAACUAUGAAUACAUCCAAAGUGUUGUUUAUGUCGGUUACUCUAGACUGGUGGACUCAAUUCUGCAUGCGUCAUUCAAAUUCCCCAGCGACGCUGAUGGAUUAGCUGACUUUGGUUUCGUAGUUUA